AUGAAUGAUGAUAAGAGAAUUUCAAGUGAGGAUCGAAAAUUUUUGGAUGAAGCGUUUUUGAUGGCUCAAAAAGCGAUCGACAACAAUGAGGUGCCAGUUGGAUGUGUACUUGUGCAUUCGAAUCAAGUUAUCGCUCGUGGACACAACGAUGUGAAUCGUACAAAAAAUCCCACGAAACAUGCUGAAAUGUGCGCAUUAGAAGAGUUGAAAUGCUGGUGUAAAGAGAAUGGCAAAGACCUUUAUGAAGUCAUUAAGGAAACAACCAUUUAUGUAACAUUAGAACCGUGCAUAAUGUGUGCAUGUGCGCUCUAUUACUUACGAUUGAAACGGAUUGUUUACGGUGCUGCAAACGAUCGUUUCGGUGGUUUGGCGAGUGUCGCUGAUCGAUCCAAAUAUGAGAGUGACCAUACGAUUAUCAUUGAUCAAAAUGUUGACAGGGAACGUGCCAUUCAAUUAUUGAAACAAUUUUAUGAAACGCAAAAUCCAUUUUGUCCACUUGAAAAGCGAAAACUCAAAAAACCAAAAAAGAAUGAUGGUGAUGUUGCUGAUAAUGAUGAUACGACCUGCAAA
This is a messenger RNA of Anisakis simplex (herring worm), 570 nucleotides long. Lineage: Eukaryota; Metazoa; Nematoda; Chromadorea; Rhabditida; Anisakidae. The record is from the annotation of a GenBank genome assembly.